AUGGCGGCCGGUGAGUUUCCCCGGGGCAGCCCCGGACAGAUCCGGACUCCCGGGGAUGGGGAAGGGGAUCAGGCGCAAAUGUUUGGGGAAGUUACCCGGAAUUUCCCCAUACCCCCUGGGCAACAACUCCUGGAACCCAGGAAGAGGGAGGGGGCUCCUGACUUUGGGCGAAAAGUUUCAGGUGGAAGUGGACCAUAUGUACAGAUCAUUGAACAACCCAGGCAAAGGGGCAUGCGUUUUCGUUAUAAAUGUGAAGGACGGUCAGCAGGAAGCAUUCCAGGGGAACACAGCACAGAUAAUAACAGAACAUAUCCAUCUAUACAGAUAAUGAAUUGUUAUGGGAAAGGAAAAGGAAAAGUGAGAAUAACUCUAGUAACAAAGAAUGAGCCAUACAAACCGCAUCCCCAUGAUCUAGUUGGAAAAGACUGCAGAGAUGGCUACUAUGAAGCUGAAUUUGGUCAGGAACGCAGAGCUCUAAUUUUUCAGAAUUUGGGGAUUCGCUGUGUAAAGAAAAAAGAAGUGAAAGAAGCCAUUAUUUCACGAAUUUCAGCAGAAAUUAAUCCUUUUAAUGUUCCAGAACAACAGCUACUCAACAUUGAAGACUGUGAUCUCAAUGUAGUAAGACUCUGUUUUCAAGUUUUUCUUCUUGACGAACAUGGCAAUUUAACAUCAGCUCUUCCUCCUGUCGUCUCCAACCCCAUUUAUGAUAAUCGAGCUCCGAAUACUGCAGAAUUAAGGAUCUGUCGUGUAAACAAGAAUUGUGGAAGUGUCCGAGGAGGAGAUGAAAUAUUCCUACUCUGUGACAAAGUUCAGAAAGAUGACAUAGAAGUUCGAUUUGUGUUAAAUGAUUGGGAAGCUAAAGGUAGCUUUUCACAAGCAGAUGUACACCGGCAAGUAGCCAUUGUAUUCCGAACGCCUCCAUUUUACAAAGCUAUUACUGAACCAGUAACAGUAAAAAUGCAGCUCCGAAGACCUUCUGACCAGGAAGUUAGUGAAUCCAUGGAUUUUAGAUACCUGCCAGAUGAAAAAGAUCCAUAUGGUAAUAAAUCGAAGAAACAGAAAACAACUUUAGAUUUCCAGAAGCUGUUGCAAGGUUGUGUUAAUUUUCCAGAAAGAACAAAAGCUGGGCCUUCCCUAUCAACUAGAGAAGGAAGAAUCAUCAAAAAAGAAAUGUCAAGAACUUUAGGAACCAUGCCUCAAAUCCCACCUUAUUUUUCUUCCUCACUUGUGUCAAGUUCCAGUACAAUGUCGCAUCAUGCUUCAGCCGUGCCAUACCCUUCUUCAUGCUGGCCUUCGAUGCCUCUUUCCACAUCAGCAAACUUAAUUAAUACACAUUCACCAAAUGGUUUUCCGGCAGGGCCGCUGCCGUCUGGCUCCCAGAGUAGCCAGUCCUUCCUGGAGAUGGCUAAUGUUUCCGGGAGCCUGGAUGCUUCCGAUCCCUGCCUUUUUAGCAACGGCCCGGGCGGCAUGCGGGCCCCUGCGCUCUCCCAGGCCGACGCCUUCGGGGCCGGCAGCGGCCUGAUGCAGAACCGUCCGGUGACUGGCCCCACGUCCAGCGGCGACGGCGCCAUGGAGACCGACGUGCACUUCGUGAGCAUGAGCCUUGACGGCUCGGCCUACAGCUCCGUGCUAAGCCCCAGGGACUAUCGGAGGCCGCUCCACCCGCCGCCGGCCUCUGCCAGGGCCUCCGAAGCCGCCUCCGCCUCCAGCCCUGCCCUCUUUGGCCCACAGCCGGAUGUGUUCGACCCCGUUGAUUUCAGUUGUCUUGACAACAGUCCGGGUGGUGAGGCCAAACCGGCCGGCCAUCCUCAGCCCAGUGAGCCGAGCUUUGUGCAUGGCAGUCAGUGCUACGUGAAUGAUAGCAUGCCGAGCGAAGACCAGUUUAAUUCCUUUGAAGUCAGCUUAGACUUUCUAAUACAGAACUCGUCUAAUUAA
Messenger RNA from Gracilinanus agilis (Agile Gracile Mouse Opossum), 1935 nucleotides. RefSeq names its product REL proto-oncogene, NF-kB subunit (gene REL). Gene Ontology annotation, cellular component: cytoplasm. The coding region runs from base 1 to 1935 and encodes 644 amino acids. Gene Ontology annotation, molecular function: RNA polymerase II cis-regulatory region sequence-specific DNA binding; DNA-binding transcription factor activity, RNA polymerase II-specific. Gene Ontology annotation, biological process: inflammatory response; non-canonical NF-kappaB signal transduction; response to cytokine. The transcript is spliced from 10 exons. The record is from RefSeq and is a predicted model, not a curated record. NCBI's taxonomy places the organism in Eukaryota, Metazoa, Chordata, Mammalia, Didelphimorphia, Didelphidae.